Molecule: messenger RNA, 179 nt
Organism: Amoebophrya sp. A25
Lineage: Eukaryota; Dinophyceae; Syndiniales; Amoebophryaceae
Source: the annotation of a GenBank genome assembly
AUGCGAGCCAAUAGGGCAAACAAAAAGGGAGGUCGACUGGUCUUUAUAUACUUAGGACCAAACGACAUCGCCAUAGAUGUCUAUUGCUAUUCAAUCAUAGCAGGGGAAGUGCUAGACUUUCUCUUUGACUCCACUUGCAAGGCCAUGAUCGCAGACGACAUUAGGCAGGCUUUCUAUGG